This is a messenger RNA of Serendipita indica DSM 11827, 462 nucleotides long. Lineage: Eukaryota; Fungi; Basidiomycota; Agaricomycetes; Sebacinales; Serendipitaceae. The record is from the annotation of a GenBank genome assembly.
AUGCCGAUUCGCGAGGGAAUUGCAGAGUAUGCCCUUAUCAGCGCAUUCGAAGACUCGAGGUUCCGGCCGAUCCAACGGAGCGAGCUCGAAAAGCUUCAAUGCGUAGUCUCAUUGCUGGUCGACUUUGAAGACGCCGAGGAUUAUCUCGACUGGACAGUGGGCGUGCAUGGUAUUCAUAUUUCGUUCCAGCACCCAUUCUACAACGCGACGUCGAAUAGUUCAUCCAACACACCGCUUUCGCUCACACCGGUCGGUCGUGGGAGCAAUGGCAUUGCGAAGCGCAAGUAUAGCGCGACAUAUCUUCCAGACGUCAUCCCUGAUCAAGGGUGGACAAAGGAAGAGGCAAUCGACAGCGCUAUUCGCAAGUCUGGAUGGAACGGCACGAUCACAGACGACCUACGUCGGUCCAUUCAUCUUCGACGGUACCAAUCGAGCAAGAAGGGCGCGCUUUGGGACGAGUGA